Penicillium odoratum is the source of this 1683-nucleotide messenger RNA. RefSeq names its product sugar porter family MFS transporter. The transcript has 7 exons. The record is from RefSeq and is a predicted model, not a curated record. Gene Ontology annotation, molecular function: carbohydrate:proton symporter activity. NCBI's taxonomy places the organism in Eukaryota, Fungi, Ascomycota, Eurotiomycetes, Eurotiales, Aspergillaceae. Bases 1 to 1683 code for a protein of 560 amino acids. Gene Ontology annotation, cellular component: membrane. Gene Ontology annotation, biological process: transmembrane transport; carbohydrate transport.
AUGUCGGCUAACUUGAUCCUCGCGUCGCCUGCCCGAUCGGGUGGAGUACAUAAAUCUGGGGGCCCAGGUCUACAGAUUGCACAGCUAUCUACAGCUUUCUUGAUUCUGUUCUUGAUCUGGGGUAAUCUCACUAUGGGAAAAUCCUAUCUUCAAAAUGUGUAUGUGAUCAGCGGACUGACGACCAUCGGUGGCCUUAUUCAAGGUUUCGAUGUGUCGAGUAUGUCUGCUAUAAUCGGCACUGAUGAAUACAAGAAGUACUUCAACAAGCCUGAUGCAGUUCAGCAAGGCGGAAUCACGGCGAGUAUGGCAGGUGGUUCUUUGCUAGGAUCUCUUGUGUCGUCUUGGACUAGCGACCGGUUUGGCCGUCGCGAUUCUCUUUUUAUUGCUUGUAUCACUUGGCUGAUCGGGUCAACAUUGAUGUGUGCAGUGCAGAAUGUUGCGAUGCUAAUUGUGUCGCGAAUCUUGAAUGGGUUUGCGGUGGGAAUGUUGACCAGUCAAGGUCCCAUUCUUAUCGCAGAGAUCAGUUUGCCUCAUCAGCGUGGUCGUUUGCUUUCGUUACAGCAGUGGAUGAUCACUUGGGGUAUCUUGAUCAUGUACUUCAUUAGCUAUGGGGCAUCCUUUAUGGGAAAUAACGGGGUCUUUCGCCUUCCAUGGGGCCUCCAAAUGAUCCCGGCUAUGCUGCUGCUCUGCUUUCUUCCCAUGAUACCCCGAUCCCCUCGUUGGCUAGCCUCACAAGAUCGAUGGGAGGAGGCUACAGACGUUCUUGCUCGGCUGCAUGGUAAGGGCAAUACUCUUGACCCUAUCGUUGUGGCACAGGUCCAUGAAAUCCGGGAAAAGAUCGAACUGGAGCGGCAAUACCGGAGCACGUCAUGGCUUGAAUUGUUCAACAAGCGCAACAUAAUUCGAGUCCAUUGCGCUAUCUUCACACACGUAUGGUCUCAGAUGACUGGAACCAAUGCAAUGAUGUACUACAUUGUCUAUAUUUUCCAGAUGGCUGGCCUAACUGGGAAUGCCACACUUCUUUCGGCCUCUAUCCAGUACAUCAUCAACGUUGUCAUGACACUUCCCGCUCUCAUAUUUAUUGAUCGUCUGCCCCGACGUCGCCUAUUUAUAUUUGGAGCACUCGCAAUGGGCUCUUUCCAAUUCAUUCAAGCAGGGCUCGUGUCCUCUUUUGGUCACAACGUGCCAGGCGGCUUGAAGGGAUCACCGACUGUAACAUGGAAAGUCACCAACUCCAAGGCCUCGAAAGCAAUCAUUGCGUGCUCUUAUCUUUUUAUUGCAUCCUACGCACCUACAUGGGGUCCUCUUGGCUGGACCUAUCCACCUGAGAUCAUCCCACUAUACAUCCGUAGCAAAGCAGUAUCUUUGGCGACUUUCUUCAACUGGGGUUGCAACUUCGCGCUGACCUUCUUCACGCCCCCGGCGUUCGAACACAUCCAGUGGAAAAUAUAUUGUGUAUUCGGCACAUUUUGCUUUGCCGCUGCGAUCCACGUGUUUUUUCUGUUCCAGGAGACAUGUGGCAAGUCCCUGGAAGAGAUUGAUAUCAUCUUCGAAAAAGAGAGUAUUUGGGCUUUCAAGGCUAAACAAGAGCCUAGUCGAUUGGCUGCUGAUAUUGAGCAAGCGAAGGAGGAUCUAAGUAUUGGAAAAGUAGGGGCAUACCAUGCUAAGCAGGCAGAGUCGUGA